AUGCCGAAUAUCACAAUAACUCCUCGAGGUGUAUCAACACUAGAAUUCGAUCCCGACCAAACGACCAUAGAGGAUCUCAAAAUCCUCAUUUUCUCUUCUACCGAGAUCCCACCAAGCGAACAGGAAUUGAAGUAUAGUUACCCACCUAAAGCGUUACCCGGUUCAAACAAUCAACAGAAACUAUCUUCGAUCCCGAUAACCAAAGGUGAACAGAUAAUCGUUAUUUCCCUUCCGCCUGCUACAUCUUCAGCUCAAACCUCCACUUCCACUUCGUCCACCACAGUUGGUGCCGGACCUACGGUCAAAACGCCUACACCUGCGCCUUCCAUCAAAGCUAUCAACGAAACUAUAUCAGCUCCUUCACCCAUCCAUCCCCCUCCCCGUGCCGAAUCUCCUUUAAGUCAGAAUGAUAUACCGCUAGAAACGAAUGAUAGUGUCGCCUUACCAGGUAGAGAUGCAGGAUAUCUCCAAUUGAGGGUAGUACCGGAUGAUAAUUCCUGCUUGUUCAGCGCAAUUGGAGUGGUCUUCGAAGGUGGUAUCGAAGCGGCUCAAAAGCUAAGGAAAGUUGUUGCCGAUGCUAUAAGGGAUGAUCCUUUCACAUAUUCAGAUGUCAUGCUGGGCCAACCAGCCGAUCAGUAUAUAAAUAAGAUAAAGAGACCAGACACAUGGGGAGGGGCCAUAGAGCUAUCGAUAUUCUCAAAGCACUAUAAAACCGAAAUAUCGUCUUUCGAUGUAGCUACAGGCAGAUGUGAUAGGUUCGGGCAGGAUGAAUACGAUUCAAGGUGUCUUCUCGUGUAUUCAGGUAUUCACUACGACGCUCUCACUCUCUCUCCUUUACCUUCAUCACCUCCCUCAUUCCACACUACCAUCUUCCCCAUAACGGACUCUACGAUCUUGCCGACCGCUCAGAAAUUGGUCGAUCAACUAAAAGCGAGACAUUAUUAUACUGAUACGUCAACAUUCGAUUUGAGAUGCCAGAUAUGCGGGGAAGGGUUAGUAGGUGAGAAAGGAGCUAGGGAACAUGCUACGAAGACUGGACAUGUGCAAUUCGGUGAAUACUAG
Molecule: messenger RNA, 1062 nt
Organism: Kwoniella botswanensis
Lineage: Eukaryota; Fungi; Basidiomycota; Tremellomycetes; Tremellales; Cryptococcaceae
Exons: 10
Coding region: 1-1062 (353 amino acids)
Biological process (GO): endoplasmic reticulum unfolded protein response; protein deubiquitination
Cellular component (GO): cytosol; nucleus
Molecular function (GO): cysteine-type deubiquitinase activity
Source: RefSeq, a predicted model, not a curated record